AAAAUCAAUAUUUUUAGAAUGUCCUUACGCGAUCAAUAUAUUGAUCAAUAAUUGGUUUAUUUUCAUUAUUUUCACUCGUAGGUCCGCUUAAGACACACGAUUUGUGUUCCUCAGCAAACGCCUAGUCAAACACGAUGUCCCGCAUGAAGAGAUGUUCUUUUUAAGCCAGCCUCCUGGUAGGGCUAUUGUGAUGUACAAGCUUUCAAGCUACAAAAAACAAUCAUAUAGUGGACCUAACCCAUGAUUUUACAUUGGGUUGUUUUGAUGUUUUCAAAGGCUAGUUGGCUAGAAAAACAGUGGAACCCGCGAACUGGGAUUGGAGCAAGCUUUGCACUUAAUUCAUUUUCACACAUUCGGCCUUGAUAUUACACUCUCUUUUGAUCAACACGAGACAAACAAGCAACGUAGCAAGAGUUUCUACUGUUUGUUCUGAAAACUUAUCUACAAUUCCUGAUUUGAGUUUGACUGCUUCGCUAUACUUGUAUAUUACACACAAAAAAUAUCAAAAAUCUUGAAAAACGCCGCGUUAUUUUUUAAAAUGCCCAAAAGAUUAAUAAUUUCAGAAGCCUGCCAUGCUGACAAAUCAAUAAAAAGGAAGUCAAAGUCAAUGGUUUCGUGUACCAUUCGUGGAAGUACAGCAUAGAAAAUUUUAAAACAUUCGUUUAAUCAACUGAUUUUUUUGAUUUUCACCAUUAGGUCGAGUCCGGCAUCCGCAUCAGAAUGUCGGCUCAGCAGUUUUCACUUCGGUGGAAUAAUUACACCAACUACAUUACCGGCGCGUUCGAUUCGCUCCGCUACGAGGAAGACCUCGUAGACGUAACACUUUGCUGCGAGGGCAGAAAAAUUCGGGCUCACAAGAUCUUGCUAUCAGCAUGUAGCGCCUAUUUCAAGGAGAUUUUCAAAGAGAACCCCUGCCAACAUCCGGUGAUCAUAUUCAAGAAUGUGAAAUACACCGACUUGAUGUCGAUUGUGGAAUUCAUGUACCAGGGAGAGGUCAGCGUAGUUCAGGAAUCGCUACCAUCGUUCCUGCAUACAGCUGAGCUGCUCUCGAUCCGUGGUUUAACCGACAACAGUGGCGAUACGAGACAGCCGCAAACCCAGCAACCAACAUCCUCGUUGGCACAGCAAAUCAUCCAGACGCAGAAUCAAAGUCUGCUGGAUAAAGCAACGAUUACGACGGCCGAGUCCGUAUAUCUCACUCUGCCGUCGAAUUCAACCAUCGUACAUCAACCUGCAAAGUUGCUGCAGGCUCAAAUUCAGACAGCUCCCCAGAUUCUGAACAAAACCAUUAUCAAAGCUGCAUCCGCCGAAAUGCCGGCUUUGACUGCUACCGGAGCCACCAUCACCGUCCCGAUUUCCCAACCACAACAGCAUACCAUUGCUGCCAAGAUCCAGGUUCAACCACAACAAACUGCAACCGUACAACAGCAAGUACAGGUGCACCAACCACAGAUACAGCAGCAGCAGCAUGUCCAAACGCAUCAUCAGCAAUCACAACCCCAGCAGCAGCAGACCCAAGCCACAACCCUGCAGGAAGUGGUGGAAAGUGUAGUCAGUCAACCGAAGAAAAAGAAGAUCAAAGUACAACAGAUUAUUACGUCCACCCCGAACCAAUCGGGUGGCCCGACUACGACUGUUGUGACGACUCAAGUGCCCCAGGGUGCAGCGGCCGGAUCUGGCGACACGGAAAUCUACGAGACGUCCACGGAAACCUACCACAUUACGACGGCUAAGGCGGAAUCGGUUGAGCAUCGGGUGCAGGAACAAGAACAAGUUGAAACCUAUGUGGAAGCAGCCCAGGCCAGUGGUGCGACUCUGAAGAUGGAAAUACCGGAAUACAUCGAUUGUAGCGAGGCAAUUAAUGCUUCGAGUGCGAACAAUACCUCCUACAUACAAGAGGAAAGCUACGAGCUGGUCGGCGAGAACAUGGAAGAUAAGGACGAGGAUGAUGAGGAUAUGAAUCAGGACGGUAUCGAAAUGGAAGCAUCGGAUAUGGAUAUGAGUAGGAUUUUCCAAGGAGCGACAGAUGAUCAGACCAAGGCUACUUUGUUACAAGAUAUUGUUAGUACAAACAAAUGGUCCCAAUGUCAAAUCUGUAAAUUGGUAAUUACCUCGGUCAAUCUGUGGAGGCACAUGCGAACGCAGCACACGAAUCAAGAACCGAAGAAGUGUGAUCAUUGCAGCAAACAGUUUAAGAAUAAGUACAGUUUGCGUGAGCACGUGCGCAUGGCUCACGAGAACAAACUGCAGCAGCAGCAGCAGCAGCCGCCGCCUCAACAGCAACAAUCGAUGACAACAGCAGUCAGCGGGGAAGCCCUCUCGCCACGAACUAGUUCGUUAACCUUAGGUUCGGUGUUGGAGGAAAACAACAGCCCGGGAAUAUCUGUGGAUGCAUCGUCGGCAGCCGGGUUGACCGUGCUGUCCGCGGCGCAGCUGGCGGCUGCGACCACGAUGAAGCUGUUCUGAUUGCAGUUCUAAGGAAUUUGUCUAUCUAGAACGGAUGGAACGAAUUGAUUUGUGGUACAAAAUGUAUAAUCCAUUAGGUGCAAUUAGUUACAAAGUAAAUUUGAUACGCUGCAGCAUCACAAAACGUUUUAAGGAUCGCGAUUCUGAUUGUCGCCUGAAGUGAUUUGUUGUUGAAAAUUGUACCUUAUAGCGAAUCUGCUCAUCGGGAUAUGUACAUCAGCAUAAGUAGUCAGAAACACGUUACGGCAUAACGACUAAUGAGUUCGAUACAUGAGAAUAGAAGUCUUGUGGAGUGUUGUCUAUGUAUGAUAUUCGUAAAUUAUUCUUAAUGUUAUAUAGGUACUAGAUCCAUGAUUAGUGAAUAGUUUAUAAUAGAAUGAAUCUCUUGAUUAACGCUGUAAAUAAACCAUCUUAAUAGAUUCCAAAAAUAGUUUUGUACUUUUUCGUUCGUCUUCAACUAUACAGAAUGAGGUCUGUCAACUAGAUCAAUGCUUUCUACACAUGCUUCCGGAGAUCGAGUUGGUCGAAACCAAUUUUUAUAACCGCCAAUGAUCUUGAAUUAGUAAUAAAGUUUCAUGAAUAUAAACACGUUUUGAAAACGUUUAAGCCACAUUCUCCUAGACUUCCAAGCUGAUUUGAAAGCUGGCUAAUAGUAAUUUGU
This is a messenger RNA of Topomyia yanbarensis, 3127 nucleotides long. RefSeq names its product longitudinals lacking protein, isoforms H/M/V-like. Lineage: Eukaryota; Metazoa; Arthropoda; Insecta; Diptera; Culicidae. Gene Ontology annotation, molecular function: protein binding. The transcript has 6 exons. Gene Ontology annotation, cellular component: nucleus. Gene Ontology annotation, biological process: regulation of transcription by RNA polymerase II. The record is from RefSeq and is a predicted model, not a curated record. Bases 721 to 2466 code for a protein of 581 amino acids.